UACAAUAAUUAUGUGUGUAUUUUAGAGUUAAAGAAAGAGCGGAGAUAUGAUCACUUUAUAUCUAUAAUGACUAAUUUAAUAUGAACACGUAAGUUAAAAAGAGAUUUCACAAACAUUACUGUUCAGACAGAACAGUGUAUACGGAGAUGGAUAAGUGUGACAGAGGAAACGACUGAGUCACCAGACAAGCCGAAGAAAGUUUCAGAUAAGAAAGAUAACCGUGAUAAAUCUGAAAAAUCUACUGACAAGAAAGAAAAAAAAGUUGAAAAAAUGAGAAGGCAGACAAAGCAACCAAAAACGAAGGAAAAGAAUGAGAAAUUAGAAAAUACAGAUAACGGAAGUGUAAAUGGAGUUAACGGAGAUGUUGGUUCGGAGGAUGGGGAAGGAGUUGAGACAGAAGAUGAACUUCGGGACGAAGAGAGGGAAAAAUUAUUAAGGGUUUUAGUUGGAGAGUUGGAGGACCUUCCACCACUGGGGUCAAAGAUUGUCAGAAUCUUCACAAGUUCAACCUUUACAGACACAACAAUGGAAAGAAAUGCGUUGAUGGAAAAUGUUUAUCCGAAGUUGAAGAGCAGUCUGCGAGAGAAAUAUGGUCUCGAGUUUCAGGUUGUUGAUAUGAGAUGGGGUGUUCGAGACGAGGCUACUGAUGAUCACAUGACCACUUCAUUAUGUAUGCAGGAAAUUGAUAAUUGUCAGCGACUGUCUAUUGGUCCAAAUUUUAUUGUGUUCCUUGGUCAGAAAUACGGCUAUCGACCUAUUCCUACCCACAUAGAUGCUGACGAAUUUAACAUGCUGCGGGACUGUAUCCAGAAUGAAGCCGAUGAGCUUGAGUUAAUAGACGUAUGGUACCGACGCGACUAUAACACAAUACCAGCGGUGUACAUUCUGCAACCAAUCAGCUCUAUUCUUACCAACUUUAACAAUAAGCGAAAGAAGCGCCUAAUGGAAACGGAUCGGAAGACAUGGUGGGACAUACUGGGUAGAUUACAGAGAAUUUUGAGAAAGGCUGCACAAGUACUGUUUAUUGCGAAGAAAUUUGACCGGGAACAAAUGCAUAACUAUUUUAUGUCUGUUACGGAAAGAGAAAUUACGCGAGGAAUUCUUAAAGCAAAAAAUGUGAAGGACCAUUGUUUGGCAUAUGUGAGGGAAAUAGAAAACAUCAAUAUCACCUUGCUGCGAUUUGCUGAGAAAUUUAUCAAGUUUGUCGACAUUUCUGACAGGAAUGUCGAUGGUGACGCACAGAAAAUGUUAAAAACAUUACGUGAUGAUAAACUUCCUGCCAAAAUGCCAGAUUCAAAUAUUGUCAGAUUCAAGGUGGAAUGGGGAGGAAAAGAAGGCAUAGAUAUAAAAAUACACAAGGAGUAUAUAGAGACAUUCUGCCAACAUUUCUAUUCUAACGUGCUCCGGCUUGUUGAUGAUGCUAUGACAAAGAACGAAAAAUUGUCGACGAAUUCGGUGUAUGUAGAGGUACUACAGCAUCUGAAGGCUUGCUACAACUCUUGCAAAGUUUUUCAGGGAAGAGAAGACAUGGUUACGAUGAUACAACAAUAUGUGUUAGGGAAAUUAGGGAAAUCUGACAAGCCCCUUAUUUUGUUUGGCGACAGCGGCUGUGGUAAAACCUCACUUAUGGCAAAAGGUUCAAGCCAGGCCCGGUCAUGGUUUAGCAAGAAUUCAUCACCGUUUCUUGUUCUUCGGUUUCUCGGUACAACACCGAACAGUUCAAGCAUCAUCCCAUUGCUAAAAAGUCUGUGUCAGCAACUUACAUGGUUGUAUGAAAUACCUGACGAAUACAUACCGGAUGAACUAUCGCCACUAGUCCAACACUUUAAGAAACUGUUGACAUAUGCGUCUAAAGAGAAACCACUUGUUUUAAUUUUGGAUUCUCUUGAUCAGUUAUCUGGGGCUCACGGGGCUCAUCAAUUGGCAUGGUUACCUACAACUUUACCGCCUAACGUUCGCCUAAUUGUUUCAACAUUACCGAACUAUUAUGGAAUUCUGGAUACACUGCGCAAUAUGACUGAGAUACCUGAAAAUUAUAUAGAAGUACUUCCCCUUGGAGAGAAUCUCAGCGCUACGAUAUUAAAAUUUUGGCUGAAGAACGCUAACCGUACUCUUACGGAGGAACAGAGGGGACUUGUGAACGAGGCAUUCACAAAGUGCAACUUACCUCUCUAUGUUAAACUCGUGUUUGAUGAAGUGUGUCGCUGGAAAUCUUACACCGCGCUUCAAAAUAUUUCACUUGCAUUAAAUAUCCAUGACAGUAUUUACAAACUGUUUGAACGCAUUGAGAUUCAGCACGGGAAAACACUUGUGUCACACGCACUUGGAUACAUAACUGCGGCAAAGAGCGGACUGUCUGAGGCAGAGCUUGAAGAUCUUCUAUCAUUGGAUGAGAAGGUUCUUAAUGACGUCUACCAAUAUCAUCUUCCACCUGUGAGAAGAAUACCUCCCCUUCUUUGGACCAGAAUUCGUAGUGAUCUACCUUCAUACUUAAGCGAGCGUGAAGCUGAUGGGGCGAAUGUCGUAAAUUGGUACCAUCGCCAGUUUAUUGAGGCUGCAAAACAGAGAUACUUCAAAAAUUUGAAUUAUGCCAGUGAAAUUCACUCUAACAUUGCAGAAUAUUUCCUUGGAAUGUGGGGAGGAGGAAAACCAAAGCCGUUUGAAUACACAGAAAGUCAAAGAAAGAUGUUCCACCUAGAACAGAAAGGUUGUAAGAAGGAUCGAAAGGUACCAAGUCAGCCCCUCCUUUUCGCUGACGAAAGCGGCAACCAGCUGAGACAUAAUCUUCGCAAACUGAAUGAACUUCCAUAUCAUUUAGUACGAUCACAUAGAUAUGAAGAAUUGUACUGCCAAGUCAUUUUCAACUACAACUGGUUGCAUGCAAAACUGAAUUCUAUGCCUCUUCAGUCUGUUUUAUCUGAUUUCGAAGAUCUUCUUGACCAUGUUUAUCAGAAAGAUGUUAAACUUAUUGCCGACGUUAUUAGGCUGUCUAGCUCCAUACUCGGUCAUUGUCCUGAUAAUCUCGGUCCACAGAUAAUCGGUAGACUUCUGCCUUACUUCACGAUCAAUGAAAACAUCCGAAGUCUGAUCCAACAGUGUGAUACAGACGGAUUGACCCGUUGUGCGUUAGUACCAGUUCACCAUUGCCUGCACACCCCUGGUGGGCCGUUGCAGUUCUCUCUUGAAGGACAUUUAUCAGCUCCGUUUGGAAUCGUUGUCACUUCAAACGCAAAAUAUCUUAUCUCCGUUUCAAACACAUUCAUAAUAUUUGAUCUCUCAACUGGAGAGGUUUUCCGAACAAUAGCACCGGGAAUUGAAGGGAUUAUGCAAAGUCUUGUCGUGUCAGAAAAUGAUAAGUUUGCUGCAGGGUUUACAAACAAUAAUCAAGUGAUAGUGUGCAAUAUUCUGACUGGUGAGCAUGUCAAGAUAAUGCCCCCAUUGAAAGUGCAAAAGGAGUCUACAGUGUUGGGUACCACAAUGAAUAAUACUCAUUUAGUGAUAUGGACUGAACAUGAGUGGUUUUUGUAUACUAUAAGCGGUAGGUUCCUUUCAAGGCAUACCAUAGAAAUGAGCAUGCCAAUUAUAUCGUCAGACUUUGGUCCCGAUGGAAGGCUUUACAUUGUGGUAAAAAGUGGUGGACCAAAUGACAAUGACAUGACAUUGGAAAUGAGUGAUAAUUCUAUCGAACCAUUUGAGUUCCACAGUGCCAUAUCUAUAUCAAAAGACAAACAAAUAAUGUACACGUGUACAGAGAAAAGUGACAAUUUUGUGGCAGUUUAUAAACGAGAUGGUGCUGUUUGGAGGUACGACAAAACUUUAGGGGAUAAUUUUGACAUGGUGCUUGCCUUAAAUUUGUCGGAAGAUGAAAAGUUCCUUGUUGCAACUAUAGCUCUUGGGUACAAACUCUGGAAUUUGAAAACAGACGUAAUGGUUCCUUUGAAAUUACCGCACGGAACACGAAAUAAUCUUACAAAGAACACUCUAAAUGGAUUAGUGACUCUAACAAGAAAUAACCAUUUUGUUGUAGCUGCUGUCAGGAAAAAUCUUUAUGUCUGGGAUGUGAAACAAGGCAAUAUGGUGAAAGUACUAGAUGCUCAUUUUGGCAGGAUAAUCGCUCUCACAGCGGUAACCCAUGGUUGCAAUAAAAUAAUAUCCUCAUCCAUUGACAAAACUAUUAAAGUCUGGAACUUUGAUAACAUUUUAGAGGAUGUUCAUUCAAUUGACAGACUCGAAAAGCCGAUAGAGACAAUAGAUAUAGCAUCGGAGGUUCCAAUAUGUGUAACUACCAGUAGAAACUGUGUUGGUGUAUGGAACCUAGAAAAUGGAAAAUUAUUAAAGACAUUUGGAACUACUGCGUCAACCUCAGUUAUAACUGAGGCUGUUAUCACUGGCGAUGGAAAUUAUGUGUGUGCAUCAGAAACAGCAAAUAUUGUCAUGUGGGACGUGUCAAAAGAUGCUGCAGUAAAAGUAAAAACUCUUCCUCAAAUAGAUACACAAAAACUUAUAAGAAACGAAUUUGAUACGCGUAUCAUUGCAAUUGGAAAACUUGGAGAUACUAAAGGAUCUGUUGUAUGCUAUUCUUUGCCAGAGGGGGAUCAAAUAUACAAGUUCGAGUAUGGUCUUAGGGUGUUCAAAAACGGAAUAAUCACAUGCGACGGGUCAUUUCUUGCUCUUCCAGCAGUUGAUAAAAGUGGAGACGUUAUUGGAGUUUACCACGCAAAAACGGGAACUCAUUUCUACAACUUUCAGUUGAAAUACGCUACCUAUAAGCCAUUGAUAAAACUUAUCCCGAUGCCACAUGACCCAAAUCAGGUUGCAUUAAUUGAUGAAGACAAGGGCAAUAUUUUAGAUUUGAAAAAGAAAACAUUAGUUCGGUCAGUUACGCGAUGGAACGGUCAAGUCACAAAAACUGGAAAAAACGGACUUUAUGCACCUAGCAGAGGGGGUUUAGAAUACCUCGAGUUAAAGCAUGGCAAAACUGUGAAAACUUUGAUUAAAAAAGUUGCGGAGGGUGUGUUUAGCGUUGAUGUUAUGUUCAGUAAAAAUGACCGUCAUGUAGUUUACUAUCAUUCCGGUCAUAGGACACUACGUGUGUUCAGACUAAGUGAUGGAAAAAUGGUUGCAAAAUACAAGGCGCAAGCAGAAGUGAAAGUUUUAACUUGUAGUCCAGGUGGAAUGUCCGUAAUUAUCGGAUGUGUAGACGGAAGUAUGACAGUGCUUGCGCUUGCAGAUCCGUUUUAUGAAGAGAAUAUAUCGUUUCUAAAGGCUAUACCAAGUAGACAAAGGCAUCAGAUAGGUAUUGGUCAAGUGAGUGGUGACAAAAAAUGUGAUUCAACGACACCGAAAAAUAGUAUUGGUACAGCUUUUCAGGUGGCGCGAUUUGUAGCAAAGGCACGAGGUGCACAGGGGUCGGGUGCAUGCAUUCAAUCUUGAAAGUUACAUACAUACAAUGGACGGUUAUGUAGCUUUUCAGAUAUGUUUGAAAUUUAGACUCCGAUAGUGACAAUAUGCUGAGAAUAUUAUACAAUUAAGUAUGAAGUAAUUUUUCCCAAAGUAAAUCUUCUUAGAUGAUUCGUGAUUCUUGACAACAAAAACUACAGUAGAUAUAAUUGUCAGAUUUGCUAUCUUUAUAAAAAUUAAUGAAAAGUGAACAAAAUUAUGAAAUAAUAGAAACGGCAUGCAGGAAAUCUGAACGUAAUAUUGUUCGAUUUAUGUUUGUGAUGAUAAGAUAUACUUUAAGCUGGUAUGUAUAUUUCUAUAUCAUAUUUAACGUUUUUGAUAUAUUUGUGAUUGUCAUCUUUUGUUAGCUUUAAGGUUCGGAUAGAAUUUCAGUAUCGCAAAACAAAGUACAGGUAUUCCUUAAAAUGAAUGGUUAAUUUCAUUUGUUAAUUAUCAUGUACUUUCUAGUAUAAGUUGUAAAAUAUUUACAUAACAAUGUCGUUCAGCUUAAAAAUAACGGUAAUCUAACUCACUACAAUUCCUGUCAACGGGCUCUACGUACGUGAAGGUAAUGGCGUAUAAUUAUAGUCUUGAUAAAAUGUUAAAAUGUAGAUUCUAUGUGAACUGUGCUUGUGCUUGAAAAAAAAUGUGUUGUAGAGUAAAUAUGUUUUUACAAAGGUUAAGUGAUUAAAGGCAGGUGGAGCGUUUUCUUGGUAGAGGCAAGAGGUACACAGGAUUGCUUUUUAUUACAUUACGUUCAUUGUAUAAUGUUUUACGUUUUAAUAUUUAUUGCUUCUGAGACACAUCAGACGGACGUUUUGAAGUAUUGUUGCGUUGAAUUUCAAACUCUUUAUUGAUGCAUAAUAAUAAAACAUCUCUAAAAAGGGCUAUAGCAUUAUCUUAAAUUUCUUUUAUUCACAUAGAAUGUUGCGUUGAAUUUCAAACUCUUUAUUGAUGCAUAAUAAUAAAACAUCUCU
This is a messenger RNA of Ruditapes philippinarum (Manila clam), 6416 nucleotides long. RefSeq names its product NACHT and WD repeat domain-containing protein 2-like. The transcript is spliced from 9 exons. Gene Ontology annotation, molecular function: protein binding. The record is from RefSeq and is a predicted model, not a curated record. Lineage: Eukaryota; Metazoa; Mollusca; Bivalvia; Venerida; Veneridae. Bases 271 to 5433 code for a protein of 1720 amino acids.